UACCGACCGACCGACUACCAUCGAACCGUUUUCCCAGUUGGAUAUUCAGUUAGUAUUAAGCGUUCAACGGAAAAGGACACCGAACAAAAACCAUCAACAGUGGGAAAAAGGGCAUAACCAAAAAAAGCUUUCGUAUAUCUUUGACGAUAUUUUGAGUGGAUGCUGUGAUUUCCGACUAUAAUACACUGGAAUCAGUAUGUGAAUUGAAAAAGUCGAGAUUGACAAAAUAAAAGCGAUUCGAAACAUACAACAAUAUAAAGAGGAGAAAUUUUUAGGUAUUGGAAGCUUUUGUCGGAUAAUAUGUGUGUAUAGAUAAAAAUAUACUCUUGAAGUUCUUGAAUGACAUAGAGCACUCUGCCUAUAACUGAAUAUAUACUCAUGGACACAUUUUUUUUCAUUCUAUGGUGAAGAGGAUAUAGUUAUAGCCCCUUGUGUACAAUAAAAUUAAAACGAAUGAAUUGGCAAUUGAUUGUGAAUUGAAAUGGGGAACAAAAAGGAAAAAAAAAGUUGUGUUAGGGAGGUUCUGUGUUGAAGUUUGAAUUGUUUUGUGAAGUGAACGAAAAUAAAAAUAAAAUAAAAUAAAAAAAAAAUUUAAUGGAAAAAAUCAAAUUGAUAAUGUAAACGGUUACAGAGUGGAUGAUUUGUUUUUGUAGAUUAUAUUGGACUUACUACUUGGAAAUCGUUUAACAAAGAAACUUUCAACUAUAAAUUUUAAAAGUCGAUUGAUACACCUACAACUAUACACGAUCAACUAUACACUGAACUUAUAUAUGGAUUGAUGACUUAUCGUCGAACGAGUGAUGUAAUAUUUUCUAAGGAAAUUGGUUUAUAGAGACGGACUAUUACAAAACUCAAUCAAUGUAUGCGUUUCAGAUCAUCAUGACCCGACGGAAAAGGGGCCUUUGCGAUUGGUUUAACUUGAUAGCCGCAAUCUGGUUCAUUCUCUCCGAUAUAUUCUUAAAUGGAUUCUGUUUGCGCGAAUUAAAAAUCUUCGUACCAGAAGCUGUUAUCAUGGGAAACGCAGCCACAUUAUCCUGCCAGUAUGACUUGGAACAGGCGGUUCUAUAUUCGGUUCGUUGGUACUUCGAGGGUGAAGAGUUUUAUCGAUAUGUUCCUAAAGAAUCUCCACCUGCACGUGUUUUUACAGUAAGCGGAAUAUCUGUAGAUCUAUCAUCAUCCGAUUCGACACAAGUAACACUGCGUAGCGUAACAAGAGACUUGUCUGGCCAGUUUUUAUGUGAGGUAUCUGAGGACGCUCCGCUAUUUCAUACUGAAAUUCGUAUUUCACAUAUGCAAGUUGUUGAACUACCGAACGAGGAUCCAUUUAUGCAAAUCGAUAAAAAAGUUCUCGGUUCCAACGAUAGUUUUAAGGCAUCAUGCACUGUGGGUAAAUCCUAUCCAUCGGCGAAUAUAACUUGGUAUAUAAACGAUAGGAAAGUAUACAAAACACCAUUUCAACGAAUUGUUUAUCGAUCGUACGAGGGUACAGCCACCUAUUCAUCAUUAGAACUAUAUCCGCACAGUCAAAUAUUGCAGGAUGCAUUCCAAGCACAAACACCAAAAUAUCUAGCUAGCCUGAAUAUAUUGUGCGAAGUAUCCAUACUGCAUGUGUAUCACAAAAAUGUCCAACAACGUGUAUUGUUGGGCAAUCAAUCAUAUACAACUGUGUCACCGAAUUUAUUGGGCUUAGAUGGAUCGAAACAUGGUGCGUCGGGCGAUCCAGAUAAUUCACCUUUGACUGGACAUAGUGUUCGAAACACGUUCAGUAAAUUAAUGUUUUUAUUUAUAAUUUGUUAUUGUUUUGGUGAAAUGUUUUUGUGACGACAUAAUAUUAUUGGUGAAUGAAUGUUGUAACGGGAGAGAUGGAAAAAGAAAGAAAAAGAAGAAGAAAGAGAGAAGAAAAAUGGAUAAAAAAGAAGAAAUAAUUUGAUAAACAAAACCAAAUACAAUUAUGAAUAGUUAUUGCGAAUGAAAAAUAAUAAAUGAAAAAAAAAAAUGAAUUAAAACUAAAAUAAAAAUUAAAUUUAAAAAUAAUAAUAAAAAAAACAGAAACAAAAACAAAGGAAACAUUAAAACAAAAGCCAAGAAAAAAGAAAAUUCUGAAAUUUUGUUUAUACAAUAAACAAUUUAAAUGCAGUAAAUAACAAAAAUAUGAAAUACAUUGUAUGUAAAUAGAAUUAUAAACGUGAUGUUACAGCAAAACCAGAAAAAAAAAAUUAUUACCAUUUUAAGAAUGUAAGUGACACAAAUUAUAGAGAAAAAUAAAAAAUAAUUUGUAAAAAUA
Bradysia coprophila is the source of this 2284-nucleotide messenger RNA. It is a transcript of the gene beat-VI, whose product is annotated as Immunoglobulin domain-containing protein beaten path VI. The record is from RefSeq and is a predicted model, not a curated record. NCBI's taxonomy places the organism in Eukaryota, Metazoa, Arthropoda, Insecta, Diptera, Sciaridae.